Atta colombica is the source of this 4539-nucleotide messenger RNA. RefSeq names its product splicing factor 3B subunit 3 (gene Sf3b3). Gene Ontology annotation, cellular component: nucleus; U2 snRNP. The coding region runs from base 215 to 3868 and encodes 1217 amino acids. Gene Ontology annotation, molecular function: protein binding; U2 snRNA binding. NCBI's taxonomy places the organism in Eukaryota, Metazoa, Arthropoda, Insecta, Hymenoptera, Formicidae. The record is from RefSeq and is a predicted model, not a curated record. The transcript is spliced from 13 exons. Gene Ontology annotation, biological process: mRNA splicing, via spliceosome.
CUCUCUCCUUCAUAAUGGCUGUAGUGGUGUGAACAAUCGGUCAUCUAAGAACAACGAAAAAAUCCGGAAGCAUCGUUUAGCAUCAUCACGUUGAAGGCUCGAUCGAGAGCAUGGACUCUCGGAGACUUUUAUCGAGAGCAUAAAGCCCUCCAUUCAUUUAUUAAUUAUUCGAAAAAUCAAGGAAUAGGAAAAAGCAACGAUCUAGCAGGCCAAGAUGUAUCUAUACAAUUUGACUCUUCAACGUGCCACGGGCAUCACGCACGCGGUGCACGGUAAUUUCUCCGGCAGCAAAAUGCAGGAGAUCCUCGUCUCCCGUGGUAAAUCGUUAGAGUUACUACGACCGGAUCCAAAUACGGGAAAAGUCCAUACCCUGUUGACCGUCGAGGUUUUCGGCAUUAUCCGAUCUCUCAUGGCGUUCAGACUUACCGGCGGGACGAAGGAUUACAUUGUCGUCGGAUCAGAUUCCGGGCGUAUAGUAAUAUUAGAGUAUAUUUCUGCCAAGAACAUCUUUGAGAAAGUACAUCAGGAGACUUUUGGCAAAAGCGGAUGUAGACGCAUUGUUCCUGGCCAAUAUCUUGCCAUUGAUCCAAAAGGAAGAGCAGUUAUGAUAGGUGCUAUCGAAAAACAGAAACUUGUGUACAUUCUUAACAGAGAUGCUGAGGCUCGUCUUACAAUCUCUUCUCCAUUGGAAGCUCAUAAGAGCAACACACUAGUGUAUCAUACAGUUGGUGUCGAUGUUGGUUUCGAAAAUCCUAUGUUUGCAUGUUUAGAGAUUGAUUACGAGGAAGCCGAUAGCGACCCUACGGGCGAUGCAGCAGUGAAAACGCAACAAACUCUUACACUGUAUGAGCUUGAUCUUGGUCUGAAUCACGUAGUGCGAAAAUACAGCGAGCCAUUAGAAGAACACGCUAACUUUCUCGUAUCUGUACCUGGCGGUAAUGACGGCCCAAGUGGUGUGCUCAUUUGUUCCGAGAACUAUCUUACAUACAAAAAUCUCGGGGAUCAGCAUGACAUACGUUGUCCGAUCCCGCGACGUCGUAAUGAUUUAGAUGAUCCCGAGAGAGGAAUGAUAUUCGUGUGUUCGGCUACACAUAAAACGAAGAGCAUGUUCUUCUUUUUGGCGCAGACGGAGCAGGGUGAUAUCUUCAAGAUUACCCUCGAAACGGACGAAGAUAUGGUCACUGAGAUCAAGCUGAAGUACUUCGAUACUGUACCCGUAGCAGCAAGUAUGUGCGUCUUGAAAACGGGAUUCCUGUUCGUCGCCUCGGAAUUCGGAAACCAUUACCUGUAUCAAAUAGCGCAUCUCGGAGACGACGAUGAUGAGCCCGAAUUCAGUUCAGCGAUGCCGUUAGAAGAAGGAGACACUUUCUUCUUCGCCCCGCGACCGCUCCGAAAUCUAGUAUUGGUCGAUGAAAUGGACAGUCUCUCGCCCAUAAUGGCUUGCCAGGUAGCAGAUCUGGCGAACGAAGACACGCCGCAAUUGUAUAUCGCUUGUGGACGAGGACCGCGAUCCACAUUGCGAGUGUUACGCCACGGUCUCGAAGUUUCCGAGAUGGCCGUGAGCGAGCUGCCUGGUAAUCCAAACGCUGUUUGGACCGUGAAGAGAAGAAUCGAUGAGGAAUAUGAUGCAUACAUCAUAGUCUCCUUCGUGAAUGCCACACUCGUACUCAGUAUCGGCGAGACUGUCGAGGAAGUGACGGACUCGGGUUUUCUCGGUACAACACCGACCUUGAGUUGCUCCGCCUUAGGCGAGGACGCAUUGGUGCAGGUAUAUCCUGACGGUAUACGUCACAUCCGAGCGGAUAAGCGUGUUAAUGAAUGGAAGGCACCUGGCAAGAAGACGAUCGUAAAAUGUGCAGUCAAUCAACGUCAAGUUGUGAUUGCCCUCACUGGAGGAGAACUAGUCUACUUCGAGAUGGAUCCUACCGGACAAUUGAACGAAUAUACGGAAAGAAAAAAGAUGCCCUCGGAAGUAAUGUGCAUGGCCCUCGGAAACGUUGCAGUUGGCGAGCAACGUUCAUGGUUCCUUGCUGUCGGUCUGCAGGACAAUACAGUGAGGAUAAUAUCGUUGGAUCCCUCAGAUUGUCUAGCUCCAAGAAGUAUGCAGGCGUUACCAGCAGCUGCGGAGAGUUUAUGCAUCGUGGAAAUGGGCGCUAAAGAGGCCGACAAUUCCGAGGAUGCGGCGCCACAGCAAUCCAGUUUGUACCUGAAUAUAGGUUUGCAGAAUGGUGUGUUGCUUAGAACUGUGUUAGAUCCUAUUUCCGGAGAUCUCGCAGACACGAGAACACGCUACCUAGGUUCUCGACCAGUGAAGCUCUUCAGAAUACGAAUGCAGGGUAAUCAGGCGGUGUUGGCGAUGAGCAGCCGGUCCUGGCUGAGUUAUUACCACCAGAAUCGUUUCCACUUAACGCCCCUGUCAUACGAGAGUCUUGAAUUCGCGUCGGGCUUCAGUUCUGAGCAAUGUCCAGAGGGUAUCGUCGCCAUAUCGACAAAUACAUUGAGGAUCUUGGCGCUCGAAAAACUAGGGGCCGUGUUCAAUCAAGUUAGCUUUCCACUGGAGUACACUCCGAGGAAGUUCGCAAUUCAUACAGAUUCUGCACACCUAAUAGUCAUAGAAACGGAGCACAAUGCUUACACGGAGGAGACAAAGCAACAGAGAAGACAGCAGAUGGCGGAUGAAAUGCAAGAGGCGGCUGGCGCCGAGGAGGCGGCUGUCGCUAGAGAAUUGGCGGAAGCUUUCAUGUCGGAGGAGCCAAACGAGGCGGUUUUCGGUGCCCCGCGAGCUGGCCCGGGAUUGUGGGCUUCCAUGCUAAGACUAAUGGCACCGACCACCGGAGAAACAUUCGAAGUGCAUCGUUUCGAGCAAAAUCUAGCCGCGUUAUGUCUUUGCCUCGUAAAAUUUGCCAAUCAAGGUGAUCAGUUGUUCCUCAUCGUUGGAGUCGCGAAGGAAUUUCAAUUAAAUCCUAGAGUUAGCAAUGGCGGUUUUCUUUACACAUACAAAGUAAAUCCAGACUGUACCAGUAUCGAACUGCUGCACAAAUCUCCGUUAGAUGAAGUACCGUUAGCCAUUUGUCCAUAUCAAGGCCGAGUAUUAGUUGGCGUGGGUAGAAUGUUACGGCUUUACGACAUGGGUAAAAAGAAAUUAUUGCGUAAGUGCGAGAACAAACAUAUACCGAACGCAGUCGUAUCCAUAAACGCAAUCGGCCAACGGAUCUACGUCAGCGACGUACAGGAAUCUGUAUAUGCAGUGAGGUACAAGCGCCAGGAGAAUCAGUUAAUUGUUUUCGCGGACGACACACAUCCUAGGUGGAUCACGACGACAUGCGUAUUAGAUUACGAUACUGUCGCCACCGCCGACAAAUUCGGAAACAUAGCUGUGAUACGAUUGGCGACUGGUAUUAAUGAUGACGUGGAUGAAGAUCCUACCGGAAACAAGGCUCUAUGGGAUAGAGGAUUGUUGAAUGGCGCCAGUCAAAAAGCGGACACAGUGGCGUGUUUCCACGUCGGCGAGACAGUGAUGUCGUUACAGAAGGCAACUCUCAUACCCGGUGGUUCUGAGAGUCUGGUUUACACGACCCUAAGUGGAACAGUAGGCGUGCUCGUGCCAUUCACAAGCCACGAGGAUCACGAUUUCUUCCAGCAUCUGGAAAUGCACAUGCGAUCAGAGCACCCUCCUCUGUGUGGCAGGGAUCAUCUGUCCUUCCGAUCGUACUAUUACCCUGUAAAAAAUGUCAUCGACGGUGAUCUUUGCGAGCAAUUCAACUCAAUCGAGCCUACUAAACAGAAAAGCAUCUCUGGCGAUCUCGAGAGAACGCCAUCCGAGGUGUCAAAGAAACUAGAGGACAUACGUACGCGUUAUGCUUUCUAAACUUUUCAAGAACUAUGUCUUUCGACGUACUGUUUUUUCAUAGAACUUGUGUUUCUGAUAUAUAGAUCUUGGAACAUUAUGGAUUCUAUUUUAGUCGUUCUUUUUGCAUAAUAUUGAAUUAAUAUGAUGCAUCUUUUUUUCAUUGAUCAUGCAAAUUAAAUUCUGUUACGUAUGUCGUCGCAUUCAAAACUGUAAAAAUUCAAUAUUUUCUACAUAAGUGAUAGCUUUAUUAUAUAGACGUAAACAUAAUUUUUAGAAUAUAUAUGUUAGCAUCAAGAUGUAAUGUAUAUUCAAUUUCUUUUAAGCAAACUGUCAGUAAUGGAAAAAAAAGUAACAGUAUUUUAAUAGCUUUAGGGCGACUCAUGUAAACUUUUUGUAUUUCCAUAACAAUUAGCGCAUCGCUAUAAAAAUUACGAGACAUUAAUUCGUAAGUGUGAAAAUCAGAUUUGGCUUUCCAUUAUGAAUAGACUUUAAUCAUAUUUGUGUAUCACACGACUGUAGAUAAAUGUAAUGACGUCAUUUCAUCACUAUGUAAACCGUAUAGAAAUUAACACAUUACCAUGUUUAAAUUGCAUCAGCGAAGCAAUCAAGUUGCAUCAAUGAAGCAAUUAAUUUCCGCUUAUUGUGGUCUUGCAAAUUUGCACAUUAAAUCAUUCUUCGAAUCUAAUCAA